GACGUUAUCGUUCCCCAGCUCGCCGUAGGGAUUCUAUUUCGCCUCGCCAAAAAUCUCCCCGGAGCCCGGGUUCCCCUCCAAGAAAAAGGGGAAGAAUCAAUUCCCCUCCGAGUCGAGGCUCAGGUAGACCUUUCUCUCCCCCAACGGCGCCGAGCAGACAACGCUCUCGUACACCAGUUCGCGAAUCCGUCCAAGCAUCACCGAGGAGUCAGAACAGUCGCCCCGCAAGCAAACGUUUUGGUUCUUCCCCCGUACUACCUGGGGAGGCUCAGAGCAAAGAGAGGGUUUCACCGGCCCCCCCAUCUCGUCCUCGUUCCCCUCCUCCAAGAGCUAUGUCUCCCCCUCGUGGGCCUCGUGCCGGUGUUUCCCCUCGUCGCCCUUCGGAACCACCGACUGGACCGGCAAACCAGACCGAGAGACAAUAUGUUCCCAAUGGUGGUGGUGGAUACGGAGGCCCUCCUCCCCGCGGACCCGCUGGGGGUUCUCGCCCAAUUCCUCCCCGUGGACCAAGCUCCUUCCGUCCCAAUCGUCCGAUGAAUAACGAGCCACCGCAACCAAAUUCGGGUCCCCGUCACCAGUCCAGCCAGUCACCAUCUUACCAUUCACCACGCCCACCUCCGACUAAUCCCCCAACUCAACCUCGGGGGCCCGUUGGUGGCCCCCCUCCGAGCGGCCCUCGUAGAAUGUCGACUGCACCAUCCCGUAGUGGAUCCACGCCUCCCGCAGCAACUGUCCCACUGAACAGCCAACCGGUUGCACCUCCUGUGGGCGGCAUCCCGACAGGCCCUCGAGCCGGGAAUUUUCCCUACCGGAGUAGCAUUCCACCGACUCAUCAUGUCGUUCACCACCACCCUCCGGCCCUGCGCGCACCACCUGGCCCCGGCACUCUUAUUCCUGGUGGUCGUCUUCUCCCCCCUGUCGAUAAAGCUGCAGAUGAUCGCCUCGGCCGCCUACAACUUGACCUAGCAAAGCUAGAUGAGGAGGACAAGACCACCCAAGAACGAAAACGUAAGUCGUUUUACGGUUGGGAGAAAGCGCAUCGCGAGUCAGAGAGAGAAGCAUACAAAGUUGAACUAGCUGAGAAACAAUUGAUCAACGGAGCAUUGAUGGAUUGAAACGAGUAAAGUGGGAUGAUUCGCUAUGUUUGUCUAUUCAAUUUAUCACUGGUUCCUUGAUGCUCUCCCUUUUUUUGUAUCUUUGAAUUACCCUUCUUAUAAGUUACUCGCUUUGUCUGCGUUACCUAUCCUCUAAUAAUUCCGGGCCAUAACCCGUACCCCUUCCCCCAACUUCUUUUUAACACUUUUUCCUUCCCCUUGCCCCCUUACUCCCAGUCUUUUUUCUUCUUUUUUUAUUCAGCAAAAUGGGAUGAUGGAUGGGUUUAUCGCUUUAGUUUUGUGUGCAAGUUUUUUUCAUUUUUUUUAUUUCACUUUACCGGUAGUCUUGUUUCUGUUUCUCAUAAACCCUUAUUCUCCGGGGAAAUGACUAGCUAGGAGGGAACUGGAUAACAUACGUACGAUAAUAGAGCGGUGGCCAGGAUCGCGUCCCGCCAUUUAGUAUCUGAUAUGCCGGCAAACCGUCUCAUGUGAUAAAUACUCUACGAGUAGAGCUGACAGUUGGGUGCCGUGAAAUAUUGGGUCGCUGUUUUCUUUUUUCUUUUUUUUUUCUUUCGAAUUUGAUUUGAGGCUUAUCUAAUCACCAUUCCAAAU
Molecule: messenger RNA, 1706 nt
Organism: Tuber aestivum (summer truffle)
Lineage: Eukaryota; Fungi; Ascomycota; Pezizomycetes; Pezizales; Tuberaceae
Source: the annotation of a GenBank genome assembly